Arachis ipaensis is the source of this 678-nucleotide messenger RNA. The record is from RefSeq and is a predicted model, not a curated record. NCBI's taxonomy places the organism in Eukaryota, Viridiplantae, Streptophyta, Magnoliopsida, Fabales, Fabaceae.
AUGGCAAAAAUGGAAGCUGUGCUUGCAAACCUUUGCAAGGAGUCUGAAGACAUGAAAAAAUUAAGGGAAGAUGUGAGAGGUAGUAUAAAAAGUCGGGGGGAGGUUCUUAAGAAUCUCGAAUCUCAGGUAGGACAUCUUUCACAGCAAACUCUGAAGUCCACUGAUAGUUUUUCAAGUGACACUGAGAAAAAUCCAAGAGGGAAAAUGAAGAAGGUGAGAUGGGAAGAGUGUAAGAUAGUUACCCUUGCAAAUGAAGAAAUCCUGGAAGAAGAUACCAACAAGCCAACAGAGCACAACCAAGGAAGUUCCCAGAGCAACUUGAAAAAAAAAAAACAAGGAACUGGAUCUAUACAAAGGAAAGAAUCAACAAGGGAGGAAAUUCCAAAACCUUAUGUGCCAAAGGCACCAUUUCCUCAGAGGCUCAGAGGGGGCGAGAAAGAAAGGUCAUACUCAAGAUUCCUAGAUAUGUUUGCAUCUCUCAAUGUCAACAUCCCCUUCAUCAAAAUUCUCCAACAGAUGCCCAUACACAUCAAGUGCAUGAAAGAGCUGCUGACGAAGAAAGGAACCUUAAAAGGGGGACAAACAGUAACAAUGAACAAAGAAUGUAGUGCCCUCAUAAAAAAGGAUGUACUCCUGAAGAAAAAGAUCCAGGGAGCUUUCAUAUUCCCUGUGCCAUAG